Molecule: messenger RNA, 1710 nt
Organism: Trypanosoma brucei brucei TREU927
Lineage: Eukaryota; Euglenozoa; Kinetoplastea; Trypanosomatida; Trypanosomatidae
Gene: Tb927.3.210
Product: variant surface glycoprotein (VSG, atypical), putative
Exons: 1
Coding region: 1-1710 (569 amino acids)
Source: RefSeq, a predicted model, not a curated record
AUGUUUUCCGAACUAGGUAUUGCCCUACUAACUGUAGCGGCUUUCGCAAAUGGAGCCAAAGAGAAUGUUAGGGAGUUCAGCGAUUUGUGUGUACUUUAUAGUUUUUUGGCCCGACCAGUACCAGUACCAGUGAUACAUGGCACAGACGGUACAAAAAGCACACCUGUUACCAGCGUAUUUCAAACAGCACUGAACGAGGUCAUAAAACUUAACCUAACUGUUAUAGACCCCAAAAUGUCUGCUGUGCUGGCAGAUGACAAAAAAUACGACAAAGCAGCGAAGAUACUGGAGAGCCAGGAUGUCAAAGGUUAUUUUGACAAGCUAAGCGCAGAGACCGUCCAAACUAUGAUAAAUGAAUAUCCAACGAUCAAACCAGGCGAAAAAGAAGAUAAAAACUUUAUGAAAAAGUUCAAAGUGCCUGUAAGCGAAUCAACAGCCACAAACGUUCGGCCUCUGAUGGCAAAUUUAGCAGCAGCAGCAAUGCAGAUAAAGUCCGAACUAGACACGAAGCUGGCAAGCCUUUCAUCAACUAGGACAAGGAUCAGAAAGCUUACAGUGACUGCAAUGUUCGGACAAGCAGUGGCCGAGAACCCGACCCAGCCAAUCACGGCGGACACUCAACUCGACACGCUACUAACAGCUCAGAACUUUCCAUGGAGCGACAGCGCCGCCAGAGACGCUGCCUGUGAAAGACCAGAAAGCAACUCAGCAGGACCAGGCAAAGCAAUAGCCGCCGACGUCGUCUGCCUAUGUUCCGAGCACAAAAACGCAGCAAGCGACUCUUGCACAGACACAGCUACCAGCGACACCGACAACUUUGGCGUAGGAUCAGGAAUGAAACUGAAAGCAUUCAACAGGUGGAAGCAGCUACAAACAAAAUGCAAAGAGCAAAACCCGGCCAAGGCAGUAACCCUAAACCCAACAGCAAUUACAGCUGCACUGAGCGCUGUCUUUGGAAACCUUGGCAAAAAUGCGAUAACUCAGGCGAGCGUGACCGGAAAAGCGGCAACACCGGUAGAGAGGCACAGUUACCUCGGAGCAUACGUGGUCGGCGGAACCACACCGACAACAUGUACCAGCGCAAGCUGGGACCCAGGGAGCACAGCGGGAAAAGGCCUCUGCAUAAGCUACGAAAACUUUCUGAACAAAGGCAAGCAGGUUCCGUGGGCAGCAGCGGUAUUAGAUGUAGCUGACGAACUCCACAACCUAGAGGACGCCAACGCAGACAUCAUAACCCUGUACAGCCGUGUCUGCGCAAUAAAGAAACAAAUGGAGACUCUUUUGCUUAUGGGUGAAUUAUUAACUCCGGCAGCGGGACCAGUCCUAACAACUACGACACUCAAGGAAAAGACUGUAGAGGAACAAAAUAAAUUCGCUAGGUUUAACAGCAAUGAAACGGAUUGCACAACUAACGGCUGCGAUUAUGACAAAACUAAAAAGGAAUGCAAACCCAAACCAGGAACGGAAAACACAGCACCACCAACAGGGACCGGAACUGCAGGAGCAACAGCUUCAACUGGCUGUGCAAGACACAAAGACAAAACUGAGUGCGAUGCUGACAAAACAGGCGAAAAGCAAAAUUGCGCGUGGAGAAAGGGUAAAGAGGGUGAACCUGAACCCGAAAAAGAACUGUGCCGAAAUGGUAGUUUUAUUGCCAAUAAGAAAUUGGCUCUGAUGGCUGCUGCAGCCUUUAUGUGUUUUCUAUUUUAG